Messenger RNA from Acaromyces ingoldii, 870 nucleotides. Its product is annotated as cytochrome c and c1 heme-lyase. The coding region runs from base 1 to 870 and encodes 289 amino acids. Gene Ontology annotation, cellular component: mitochondrion. The record is from RefSeq and is a predicted model, not a curated record. NCBI's taxonomy places the organism in Eukaryota, Fungi, Basidiomycota, Exobasidiomycetes, Exobasidiales, Cryptobasidiaceae. Gene Ontology annotation, molecular function: holocytochrome-c synthase activity. Gene Ontology annotation, biological process: cytochrome c-heme linkage. The transcript has a single exon.
AUGCACGAUAGCAGCAAUCAAGGCGGUCCCUCAUUGUCGGCCUCCAAGCUGAAUCCUCUCAACAUGUUGCCGAGCUUGACACAAGAACGAGCAAAGGAUCAAAAGACGGCUCUCAGUACCGAGCGGGUCCGGUCUUCGAUCCCUAGGAGUCGCGACUCGGCGGCGCCCGGUGCAAGCCCCUACGACAAGCCAUCUCCGUCGGGCUGUCCUGUCCCGCACGAGCAGCGCGAAGCCAUGACUUCCGCCGCAGAAGAUGAUGGCUCGAAGUGGGAAUAUCCUUCACCCCAGCAGUUUUACAAUGCUCUCGUACGGAAGGGCUGGGAGACGCCCGAAGAGCAUGUGGAGAUGAUGGUGCUCUGCCACAACUUCCUCAAUGAGCGGGCCUGGAAUGAAGUGUUGGAGUGGGAAAAGGAUAUGGGCGUGGAUGCAGCGAGUGUGAGUCUGGCAAGAUUCCAAGGUAGACCGGGAACGAUCAGCCCGAAGGCGAAACUUUUUUCAUGGGCUGCCAUGAUUGCGCCAAGCCGCUUCAGCUCGGAGCCACCCUUUGACCGACAUGAUUGGAUCGUCCGCCGGCCAUCUGCUUCGCAGGCUGAGAAGCGAUCGCCAUCAGAGUCGGAAGCAGGGAUGGGAGUCACCAUACCACCGGCAUCUGGGGCGACAGGCGAGAAGAACCAAGGAAAGGAAGUGCGGUAUGUCAUCGAUUACUAUUCGGGCCCUGAUGAUCCAGAGACGGACGAGCCCGUCUUCUUCCUCGACGUUAGACCCGCACUUGACAGCCCAGAGGCUGCAUGGGUCAGACUCAAGCGGACUUGGACCGAAUGGAAGAGGGGGGAAGGCUCGUCUAGCAAGAGUCAUUCGCCAUCGACGUGA